Molecule: messenger RNA, 4512 nt
Organism: Seminavis robusta
Lineage: Eukaryota; Bacillariophyta; Bacillariophyceae; Naviculales; Naviculaceae
Source: the annotation of a GenBank genome assembly
AUGAGGUCUAGCACCGCCAGCGAAUGCUCAAUGAACAGCAGCCUUCGGUCUAACAACCGUCGGUCCACGAUGCGCCAUAGCACGGGAUCUAUAAGCGGUGGAAUGGACGUUUCCCAGCGUUUGAUCGACCAGCUUACCAAGUCUCAAAGGCACUUGCUACAAGUCCCGCUAGGAGCUUCUGUACGCAGUUCGCAAGGUAGCGCUGCUAGCGCUGGAAGCAACAUCAGUCCCAAUGCUAGCGAUAGUCUAGGAGCACUGGAUGCUUCUACUAGUCUAGAGUUUGGCUUGUUGCCAGAAGAACCUCCCUUUCAAGACGAGCACAGCUGCAGCGAUCAUUCCAUGCAGAGAAGCAGUGGAGGCACUCCAAGACGCAGGAGUUUAUCCUUAUCCCUAACCCUAGACAAGAUUGAGGAGGGCUUGGUGGCAGAGGAAAGAUCUAGACAGUUUGCCAAUAGCAUUGGCAGUAGUUGCUCUCAGUCAUCACAAUCACAAUCACAAUCACAAGCUUCUUCUACCAUUAACAGUAACACUAACAAUAAAAUCAAGCAAGAUCAAGAACAGUUCAAGCAAGAGCCAGAACAAGAACAGCAUCAGGAAACACUGGUACCACUUUGGAGAAACCCUCAUCUUUGCAUGGUGCUGCUGGUCUGGCUGGCAUUGGCUUGCGCUGUCAUUGUUCCUACACAUUUCCUUUUACAGCAGCAACAGCAACACUAUGUCAUGGACACACAAACUCAAACAGAGUUCUUGCACGCACAGACACAAACACAAACACAAACACAAACACAGGCACCUUCUACCAGCUCUUUCAACUCCCGCACCAACAUCCUACAAGAGCAUUCAAGCAAUGACAAUGACAAUGACAAUGACAAUGCAGACCCCAUCCAUGCUCUUUUAGCUCAAUCCUUUCAUCAUGCUUCCAGUCAGACGCUGCAAACGGCCGUGACAGAACUCCAACGUCUCAGCUUGGAAAUGACAUACUUUGCAGAGGCUACCAACACACAGUGGCCACUCGUGCCGCCCAAUACAUACUUCCAAACGGUCGCGCAAAUGACUACCAACAGCAAGAGCAACAUCAACACCAACAAUAGUCCCCUCACGGCCAUUGGAUUUGCACCCAUUGUGCGCAAUCAGCAACAAAGAAACCAAUGGGAAAACAUGACACUGGCCAGAACUGAUGUUGCAAGGGCCAAUACCAUAUACACAUUCCAAAACGAUAACGAAAACGAUCAAGACGAUCCCAGAUUGGUAUCCCAAAAAGGACCUCCUCCCUUUGCUCCUCUUUGGCAUUUGGCAGGAUCGCAACAACGGGAUGAUGGAGAUGCACGUGUGCACCAGGAUAUUCCCGUCAACUGGGAUGUGUUGUCACAUCCUGUUUUUGCAAGACAGUGGCAGCAACUGCAGCUACUGCAAAACCAAACCUCAACAAACAUUCCAGUCGUCAUGUCCGAUAUUGUGCGGGCAAACGAGCUGCCCUGGGAAAAACACGACAACGAUAGUGCGGGAUGGAAGACGAUCAUUACACUUCCCGUAUGGGAUGCACAGCAAUCGCAACCACGGGUCAUGAGGGGAGUUGUAUUUGGGGUCGUUUCGUGGGGAAAACUACUCUUGCAGCAGUCCGGCCUGAUAUCACAAUUGGCGCGGGCUGUUGCACCGUCAAAGUCAAACAAUGCAUGGUACACAGCCGCGCUCAUUUCCAAUACGUGCAGCAGUGGAUCUCCGGUGGAGAUUACAGUGGGAACUAUAGAAGAACCUUCCAUGACAGAUCGUAUCAUGAGCAUGGAGAAGUGGCUCUGGACCGAUCCCAGCCUUGACGCAGAAGAAUUGCAAGACGACUUUGACAAUAUCAAUGCUACUAGUACCGAAACUUGCCAUUACCGAAUGUCUGUGCAAACGGCCACAAGCAAAAACGAACGUAAUGUCGACGCACAGGUAUCCACGUUGGAACCCGAACCGCUGACAAACAUGACAACCAAAACCUUUCCACCAGGGACCAUGGCGACGAAUGAAAGCUACCAGUACAGCAACAACGAUAACAACAACGAAGAAGAAGAACAAACAGGCACCAGUGACGGUUCCAUGUCGGCAGCCAUUUGGUGGCCACUUGUCAUGGCCGGAAUGUUCCUCGUCACCGGAGCCAUAGUCUUUGCAAUCUUUGUUACUGUGGUACUGUUGCAUCAACCAGAAGAAGAUUCUAGCAUGAACGAAAAUCAAAGCAAUUCACAGGCAAGCCCCGCGAUAGAAGGAGAUCAGGACACUCACGACGCUUUCUCGUUUUACGAAAUCGAAUGCAACGUCCUAGAGACGAAGGGGAAGGUCGAAGACGACGAUGAACUUACACAAACGGGGCCCUAUUUCGGCGGAUCCAGAAAGACGCAGAUUCUGAGCUUUAUUGAAGAGGUCAACAGAAUGGCAAUCAACAAUCCCAUCGGUCUCCUGACGUCAAAGCCGUUGGCGGAUAUCUUUCUGAAUACAACGAUUAUGUACGGUGACAUUUCCAUGUUCACAGCCUGGAGCUCAACACGAGAUCCGACAGAGAUUUUUAGACUUUUGGAAGUUAUCUACCAGGCAUUCAACGAGAUCGCGGUGGCCUCCGACAUUUUGACACUCGACGCAAUUGGAGAUUGCUACGUGGCUUGUGCCGGAAUUUCAACGGAGAAACAACAGCAUGCUAUCAAAAUGGCGAACUUUAGCCUCCAGGCAGUGACCGUAAUGAAGAAAGUGACCUCUGCCCUUGAAAUUACGUUUGGCCCCGAUACUUCGAAGCUUGACCUUCGGGUUGGCCUCAAUUCUGGGCCAGUGACUUUAGGUGUGCUUCGUUGCGCAGGGCGUAGUCGCCUUCAGUUGUUUGGCCACAACGUCGAUCUAGCCGCCAAGAUGGAGAGCACCGGGCAAGCUGGGCGGGUGCACAUUUCUCCUGAAACUCAAAAGCUACUCGAAAUGGCUGGCAAAUCAAACGCUUGCAUCCCAAGGAAAGAGAAGGUGAAGCUGCAAGAGUAUGAUCAGCCAUGCCAGACGUAUUGGCUUGUGGACCAGUCUUUGGAGUCUUCCACACACGCCGUUCAAGCCCGCGGCGUGGCCCAAACGAUCACGGUCAAAUCGGUGAAUACUUUUUUAAACGCUGCUGGUAGCUUCAUGCAGGAUGUAUCUCAGGACGAACAGGACGUGGACAAUGUCUUUCGCGGUGACCACCGACGUUUGAUUGAUUGGAACGUGGACCGGCUUCUUGAGGUGCUGAAGAAACUCGUGGCAAAGAGAAGAUCUCUCGGUUUGCGGACUCAUGCAUCAGGGGAUAUGCAAACCAUGGAACGUCUAUCCGACAACGCAACUGUUAUGGACGCAGUACAGGAAGUAAUGGAUUUACCCGAGUACUGGGCCAAUGAUGAGGCCACUGAUUUCGAGGCCAUUGAAAUCAAUGCUGAUGUCGUGACCGAGUUGUACGAACUCGUCACCAUCAUCAGCACGUUGUACAGGAAAAAUCCGUUUCACAACUUCGAGCACGCUUCACAUGUAGUCCAAUCUGUAAUCAAACUCAACACACGCAUUGCUUCUCAGGACGGCCUAUGGGACGACACAAUGCCUGACGAGCCGUACUCCAAAGAAAACAGCUUUAGCUACAUUGCUUCGGAUCCCCUCGUCCAGCUUGCCUUCAUCUUUAGCGCACUCAUUCAUGACCUGGAUCACACUGGAGUCUCCAAUGACCAGCUCGUCAAAGAAGGGGCUCGCAUUGCGCGAAUCUACAAGAACGAAAGCGUGGCAGAGCAGAACAGCUACGACGUUGCCAUUGACCUGUUGAUGGAGCCCAUGUAUUCUUCCCUUCGACGCCUCAUCUUUGCCACGGAAGGAGAAAUGCAGUUUUUCCUUCAGCUAACUAAACAGGCCGUGAUUGCAACCGAUAUCAUGAACAAGAAUCUCAAGGAUCUUCGAAAUGCUCGCUGGGAGAAGGCUUUCGCAAAGCCAGAGGAAGAGAAGUACCCUGAAAAGGAGGAGCACCCUCGUUUGGAAGUCAACAGGAAGGCCACGAUUUUCAUUGAGCACCUAAUCCAAGCCAGUGAUGUCAGUCACACUAUGCAACACUGGCACAUCUUUCGAAAGUGGAAUCAAAAUCUUUUCGAAGAGAUGUACGAGGCAUACAAAGAAGGGCGAGCAUCGAAAGACCCUUCCACAUUUUGGUACAAAGGGGAGAUUGGAUUCUUUGACUUCUAUAUCAUUCCUCUAGCUAAGAAGUUGAAGGACUGUGGAGUGUUUGGUGUUUACAGCGACGAGUAUUUGAACAAUGCAAUUCGGAACAGAAACGAGUGGGAACUGAAGGGCCAAGAUAUUGUCGCACACAUGAUAAUGGAGUGCCAACGACGACAAAUGGCUCAAGCUCAGAAGACUCUGAGCGAAGCGCGGGCAUUGUUGCAGGAGACCCGGCAAGCCAGCAGCGGCAGAACUUCAGCGACCUCUUUAUCGUCUUCGGGAGAUCAUGUAGUUGAACAAGGAGCCCAGACACAGUUGCCCACUGGCUAG